AUGUCGAUAGGGGUUCCUAUAAAAAUUUUACACGAGGCUGAAGGACAUAUUGUCACGCUUGAAACUAUGACCGGUGAAGUGUACCGAGGAAAGCUUGUUGAGGCUGAAGACAACAUGAAUUGUCAGAUGUCUAACACUACGGUAACUGCAAGAGAUGGCCGAGUGUCACAACUAGAACAAGUGUUCAUUCGAGGAAGCAAGAUCCGCUUUUUGAUUCUCCCGGACAUGUUGAAAAAUGCUCCCAUGUUCAAGAAAAUGACACAAAAGGGUUCUGGAGGCAGUGGAGCAGCUGGUAGAGGCAAAUCAGCUAUCCUGAGAGCACAAGGUAUAAUAUUAUCACUGUCAGUUGAUUGUUAAGUAAUGGUCUUUUGUGUUUGCUUCACAUCAAAGAGACCAUUACUUUAAAUUAAAUCGAACUUCAUUUUGUAAGGGGAAUAGCAUUAGUGGGAAGCAACCUCAGAAUACCUAGCCACCUCGAAGCGGUGUCAAUCAACUUCUGACUUAGUCGCACAGUGAUUAAGCAAAUGGUGUGUUUUCAAUUCACACUCCCAUACUCCCAUUGUUCUGUAGGUAUUUCUGAAGUUUAGCCUCUGAAUGCCACAGUGACCUAAGACUGAGGCAGGAUUUGCUUAGUUGAUAGGGAGCUUGACUGCACAGUAGGAGGUCCCAGGUUCAAUGCCCCUGGGGCUGGAGCAAUAUCAGGGUCUUAAAAUUAGUUUAGAAGGGAAGUUAAUCCCUUUCCACUGCAACCGGCCAGACCUUCGUGUGGCUCAGGCAACCAUGUAAAAUGGCAGUCGCAGGGCAAGUAAAUUUGGAUCUUUGGCGAGGAAAAAUAGAAGUUUGAUCAAAUUAGACUCUGUGGUCCAGUGAGUCUGUCUGAAAGUGUCAGCUUAGUAAAUGGUUAUUACCAGACAAUAACUAAUUCAAAACUGAAGACUGCAAGAUGAGUUGGACAGUUAAAAGCAUGAAUCAAUUUAAAAUCCAAGUUUGCAUUUGCUUGCUCAUGUUACUCCUUCGAACACCAUAUUUGUCAAAUCUAAGACAAAUAUAAUAAUAUUACAAAUACAAGCAACGAACCUCGAAACACAGAAACACACAAAACGGAUCCAAAUCCACCAAUCAAAAAUGACAAACAAUGACCUUUUGAACCGAUUGAAGUAAGCUACUGUUUCCUAAGAGGUUUACUAAGAUGAUUGAUGGUAGCAAAAAACAGGGCAGUUGGCUUUUGCCCUUCAGAAUUUGUGUGUUUUUGAAAAGCACAGUAAGUGUGGGAAAGCUUGUUAACUAUUCUUUAACAUCAAUUUGAAGCCAAGCAGACUAGAGACACUGCAAAGGCACUUGAAUCAAAAUACAAGAAUAAGGAUUUGGUGCCUUUUCUGUAUGCAGCAAUGGCACCAAAAAUUUAGGGAAAAGCUAGAAAAAAAAAUGAACGAAACUUGAGCCUCGUUAUGCUCAUUUCUUGUGUUAUUUUUACAGCCGCUGCAAGAGGAAGAGGCGCACCAACUCGUGGCGGCAGAGGAGCCAAUGUUUUCCAAAGAAGAAGAUAGC
This is a messenger RNA of Porites evermanni, 1548 nucleotides long. The record is from the annotation of a GenBank genome assembly. Lineage: Eukaryota; Metazoa; Cnidaria; Anthozoa; Scleractinia; Poritidae.